UUAUUCCCUUUUCAAACUACCUCCUGACAACCUUGUUUGAUAACAUUUUUUCUGCAGCUACAAGGGACGUUUAAUCAGUCAGGUUAUACAAUAUUUAAAAAAAUUACUGUCUGUGGCCCGGGGACUAUUGAUUUCAUUGUGUCACCUGAGGAAUUCUGACUGACAAAGAAAGACCGCGGCUCACGAACCUAUUUAAUUAUGGAGGUGCUUACGCUAGCCUGAACUGACAGGACUGGUUGAGAAGGACUGUAGCUAUGCAACUUGGCAAAGCAGGCUUCUCCAAAUAAAGCAAUGGGAGGUUUGGAUACUGACACCCUCUCCUUCACUAUAAAUACUUUCUCAACAAAGAGGACAAGCUUUGGAUGCCGGAGCUCUGAACCAGUGACUAUUGAGGCACGCAAAGGGGUCAAUUUGUAUUCACAAAUUGAUAACCAUGCCGCGAGUGGAUGCAGACCUCAAACUGGACUUUAAAGAUGUGCUACUUAAACCUAAACGAAGUAGUCUUAAAAGCAGAUCUGAGGUGGCUCUGCAGAGGACCUUCACAUUCCGCAACUCCAAGCAGACUUACACUGGAAUCCCUAUUAUUGCAGCAAACAUGGACACAACUGGGACCUUUGAAAUGGCACAGGUUUUAACUAAACAUACACUGUUCAUUGCUGUGCAGAAACACUACUCAGUGGAAGAGUGGAAAAAGUUUGCAGUCAACUUCCCAGAGUGUUUAGAGCACAUGGCUGCAAGCUCAGGCAGUGGGAAGGCCGACUUGGAAAAGCUGUGCAGUAUCCUGGAGGCGGUCCCACAAAUAAAGUACAUCUGUCUCGAUGUUGCUAACGGUUACUCUGAGCACUUUGUGGAAUUUGUGAAAACUGUCCGAGGCAAAUUCCCCACUCACACCAUCAUGGCUGGUAAUGUGGUGACAGGAGAGAUGGUCGAGGAGCUUAUUCUUUCUGGAGCUGACAUUAUUAAAGUGGGCAUUGGACCAGGCUCGGUCUGCACCACUCGCAUAAAGACAGGGGUGGGAUACCCCCAGCUGAGUGCUGUGAUGGAGUGCUCUGACUCUGCACAUGGGCUGAAGGGACACAUCAUCUCUGAUGGGGGUUGCAGCUGCCCAGGUGACGUCGCCAAAGCCUUUGGUGCAGGAGCUGACUUUGUCAUGUUGGGAGGGAUGUUUGCCGGUCAUGGUCAGUGUGCAGGGGAGGUCAUUGAGAAGAAUGGCAAAAAGAUGAAGCUCUUCUAUGGAAUGAGCUCCAAUACCGCCAUGAAGAAAUAUGUGGGAGGUGUCGCUGAAUACAGGGCAUCGGAAGGCCGGACGGUAGAAGUUCCUUACAGGGGAGAUGUGGAGAACACUAUUCGGGACAUCCUCGGGGGACUGCGCUCCACCUGCACCUAUGUGGGAGCUGCCAAGCUGAAGGAGCUGAGUCAAAGGACUACCUUCAUCCGGGUCACACAACAAUCCAGUCACAUGUUUUCCUAACCUGGGUGUCAGACACAGAUUAUUUUUGCUGGGGUUUACCCAACAAUUUUCUUCUGAGUCUCAGGAUGGUUUAGAAUUUCCAUAAACCUGUGUUUUGAUCAGUAGCUGUAGUCGCACAGUUAACAGAAAUUCAGCUUUGCAUCAUUAAAAUCAGGUUAUUUCUUUAUAUAAUCGGAGAGAAUCUCAGACACCUUGCAGGUAGUUUCUUUACCAAAGUUUCGGUGUAAAACACCAUUCAGUUUAACAACCUAAGACUGUAAAAGUAUGUUUAAUAAAUAAUAUUUUUAAACCUUUUAGGUAAGAAGAUUAUUUAAAAUGUCAUGCUCAUGAUACUAGAAAUAAUGAAACCUUAUGAAAGUAAAUGCAAGAUUGUAGGUUUGUAAAGUGCUAUGCCGUUUAAGAUUUUUAUUUGUGUUUACUGUUUAAACUUUUAAACCUGUUCACAUGCAUUCAGAAAACAAAUAUAUUUAUUUUAAAAUGUUUACUUAAAAUAUAUAUUAUUAUUUUUUAAAUUCUGCUUCUUCGUUGUGUGACCUUAAUCCUGUAUUAUGUUUGGCUCAGUGAGGAAGCAACAGACUUUCUUUCUUUCUUUUGUACUGUACAUCCGGUCUCAGGGACAAAGGGAAAUGAGAACUAAGGAUUCUUUCAUUUACUCUGGUGUUAGGAUUUCCAUGGCAAAUGUAAUGGAAAAUAUGAACUUGCUUGUUUUACACCGUUUGAGACCCAGACAGGUUUUAAAGAUAAGAAAGUGGGGAAUGCUAUUAAAACUAAAAUGUCAUGCGAAUGUGAAAUGUGGUUGUUGAGUGCAACUUGAAUGCAAAUGCCGGUAUGUGUAAAUUUAUUAAAAAUAAAAGUUAUCUACUAACUUACAAACAGGUGUUCUCUCUGGCUUUUGUUUUUGUGCCAGCUGGUAAACCCCAGGUCAGUCAGAAACAGAUUACAAAAUCACAUUGAUUUCAUCGCCCUUGUCACUACUCACUGGUGCAGUCUCCUCUGUCAUUCAAUUUACUUUUCAACACAAAUGUUUUUACAUUUUAUGCUGGGCAUUGCAUUUGUACUAAUAUUUAUUUAACAGCCCAAGGCCAUUGUUACAAUGGUAAUUGCUUGAUACUAUCUUAAGAGAAAACAUCUAGUUCCAGGUUUUAAGCUAGAUUGACAUAUCAUUUUCAACAUAUUGUUUCCUGUUAAAGCAAUUUCAGUUUCAACUAAUUUCCAUUAGUAACACACUGUUCACUAUUGUUUGUCUAGACACUUGUUAUCAUUUGCAAUUCACAUCUUGGUUAGGACAUUCUUUUGCACUUUAACUUAAUUUGGGGUAUAAUACAUGUUUUUAAAAAGUCAUAAAUCUGUAACUGGCAUCUUUCCUUUUUAAAGAGCCCAGGGAUAAGAUGGGUUUGCAGUCUGAGCUACAGUUGACUGAAGAGUGGACCUUCAAGGGAUAAAGCCUAUAUUGUAGGAAACAUGGGAAAGAUAGCAUGUAUAUGGCUGUGAGAAACAGUCCUUAAUCACAUCAUCAUCAAAUGGCAAUGCAGUAGUAGUUCAUUAAUUGACUAUGACAGCGCAAGGGCUGCUACAACAGUACACAGUGGUGGAAUGGUACUACAGUGGUAACAUUGUCAUAUUUUAACAUGGCGUUAAUCCAUUUUCACACCAGGUUUUAAUAUGGUAGCAACAGCACACACUCGGGCUAGACUCACAUCUGUCUGCCUUCACUGGAAUUCAAGGUAGUUUUGAAACGAAAAAGCAAAUCAACAAAAUAAACCUGUAGUAGUGUAUGUGAAGGCAAGCACAGCACAGUGGAACUAGUGUGAACCAGUAUCUACACUGCAUACCCUUGUUAUUCACAGUAUAAACGUCUGGGAAUGACAUUCGCUUUAUGGUGUUAACAGUCGUGCAGAUCAGAUGGAGUAUAAUGCACUACUACAAGUUAUUUACUGUCUUAGUUCCCUAUUUUGAAGGCAAGGAGCGAUUUAUAAUUAAUAGAUGAAUAUCGAUUUACAGCUUCAGAAUAAAAGGGUAUUGUAUGUGAAAACAGUAUUAGUGUAAUGCCUUAUCAGAGCCACUGUGCAAUAGCUGUUUUUAAUCCACUGUGUGGCAAUUGAUGGCCAUGAUGUGGUUUGCUAAUGGUUCUUCUAAGGUUCUUCAGGGUAAUACUCUGGAGUUAUCAUGGGAUCCCAAUGGACAGUAGAUCUCAGAGAGAGUGGCUGUUCCCAUAUCUUGGUGGAACCAUUGUUGCCCCUACAUCAUACAGACCCCGUUGUUAGCAAAAUAUAUCCAAGAAACCUUUAAACAUAAGAACAUAAGAAAUUUACAUUUGGCCCAUCUUGCUCAUUUGGUUGUUAGUAGCUUAUUUAUCCCAGAAUCUCAGCAAGCAGCUUCUUGGAGGAUCCCAGUGUGUCAGCUUCAACAACAUUACAUAUGUAAAAUUUCAACUAGACAAAUGCUUUGGCUACAGUGACUUCAGCAACACUGAGAAAUACAUUAGCUAGUAUCCUAAUCUACCUGUGCUGGUGUCUAAAUUUCCCAUGAUACCUUACCUCAGAGUCAAAACUGUUGAAUACACUCCACUUCUUACAGGAGCAUAGCAAAGCUGAGAUACACCAAAUAUCUGACAUUUACCUGAACAGAACAAGUUGGGCUCUCUCAACUUCUCUUCUUCAUUAGGUCUUACUACUCUUGUUUUCUUGCUUCAGUACACUAUAUUUUUAUUUGCUAUAACUGCUACACCCCCGAAACUUGCCCUAUAAUUAGCUUAAUCAUUCAAUUGACACAAAUUGGUUUGAGCGAUGUUAGAAUGUAAGUCAUCUAAGCCAUGUGUAAAUUGUAUUACAUUAUUUGUUAAAACUUUCAUUUUAAGAAUCAAAUUUAGUGUAUGGAAUUACUGACAAAAUCGCUGAAUUUUUUGUGUUAUUUGUAUGAACAUUUUUAGUAACAUGGUACAGUAUAUACCACUGUGAAACUGUGAACCAACAUGUAUGUUUUAUUUGAUGUUCAUUUCCUUCACCAGAAGAACACCGAUGUACACACUCCCACAGAGCCAAUCAUUGGCUAACCAUAAUGGAAGGCAUGACAUUUUCCAGUGGUUCAGACAUAUCCCUAAAUAAGAGUUUGUUAUCUGUGUGCAGAAACAGAGUAGUAGGUGAAAACUAAAUCCUUUGUUUUCAGUUGAAGUCACCAGGAAUGGAAAUUUCCACAACAAUGGAAAAGUCCAAAAACAUACAAACAAGACAAAAAAAAGCAUGGUUUUAUACCACAUUUGUAAUAGUUUACAUUUGUUUGUUUAAAGCAGAUACAACUCCAAAGGCACAGCUUGCAAUUGGCACUGUUAUUUUAUUAGUACGAGUAUACUGAAACAAUAGACUUGUACUGGUAUACAGACAAUUUUUUUUUUUUUUUUUUUUUUUUUU
Messenger RNA from Polyodon spathula (Mississippi paddlefish), 4878 nucleotides. RefSeq names its product GMP reductase 1-like. The coding region runs from base 434 to 1471 and encodes 345 amino acids. The record is from RefSeq and is a predicted model, not a curated record. Gene Ontology annotation, molecular function: GMP reductase activity. NCBI's taxonomy places the organism in Eukaryota, Metazoa, Chordata, Actinopteri, Acipenseriformes, Polyodontidae. The transcript has 9 exons. Gene Ontology annotation, biological process: nucleotide metabolic process. Gene Ontology annotation, cellular component: GMP reductase complex.